AUGCCGGCCUUGACCCUCAUCGACCACUCGCCACAUCAGCCUGUUCCGGCCCCAAAAUUGCCAACUGCAGGCAACCUCGUUCUCAUCGACAACUAUGACUCCUUCACCUGGAAUGUCUACCAGUAUCUACUACUUGAAGGAGCCACUGUCACCGUCUACCGGAAUGAUAAGAUCUCUCUCGACGAGCUAAUUGAGAAGAAGCCAACGCAGCUGGUCAUCAGUCCCGGUCCAGGCCAUCCAGAUACGGACUCUGGAAUCAGCAAGGCUGCCAUCAGACACUUUGCAGGCAAGAUCCCGAUUUUCGGAGUAUGUAUGGGUCAGCAAUGUAUCAUUUCUGAGUUCGGAGGCAAGGUCGAUGUCACUGGCGAGAUACUUCAUGGCAAGACUUCUCCUUUGCGACAUGAUGGCGGCGGAGUCUAUCAUGAUGUUCCGCAAGACGUUCCUGUGACCCGCUAUCACUCCUUGGCCGGUACGCAUCCUGAGCUUCCGAAGUCGCUCGAGGUAUCGUCCUGGAUCGAGAAAGGUCCGGAUAGCGGCAAGGGUAUCAUCAUGGGAGUGCGACAUAAGGAGUUUGUCAUCGAAGGAGUUCAAUUUCAUCCCGAAAGUAUCUUAACGGAAGGCGGAAGGACGAUGAUCAAGAACUUCCUCGGACUCAAAGGUGGCACCUGGAGUGAGAAUGGCCCUAUGCGCGCCGCGGAGACUGAGAAGGCACAGCUUAAACAGAAUGGCCAUGCACCCUCAAAGAAGGAAUCCAUACUCGACAAAAUCUACGCCCACCGCAGAGCCGCUGUUGCCGCUCAGUCACAGAUUCCCUCCCUGAGGAUGGAGGAUCUGCAAGCAACCUACGAUCUUGGCCUUGCACCGCCGCUGAUCUCCUUUCCAGAUCGGCUGAGGAACUCAAAACAUUCUCUAGCACUACUAGCCGAGGUCAAAAGAGCAUCUCCAUCGAAAGGAGACAUUGCACUGUCAAUACACGCACCAACACAAGCAAAGAAAUACGCUCAAGCAGGGGCCAGCUGCAUAUCCGUGCUGACAGAGCCAGAAUGGUUCAAAGGCAGUAUCGACGACCUACGAGCAGUCCGACAAGCACUGGAAAGCAUGCCCAACAGACCGGCCGUGCUUCGCAAAGAAUUCAUCUUCAAUCGAUACCAAAUCCUGGAAGCUCGAAUUGCCGGCGCAGACACUGUUCUGCUCAUUGUCAAGAUGCUAGAUGUCGCCACGCUCACCGAUCUGUACAAGUAUUCUCAAAGUCUCGGCAUGGAGCCGUUGGUCGAGGUGAACACUCCCGAUGAAAUGAGUGUGGCCUUGAAGCUCGGCUCACAGGUCAUUGGUGUCAACAAUCGCGACUUAACAAGCUUUGAUGUCGAUCUGGAAACGACGAGCAGGUUAAUGGCUGGCAUUCCGGAGACCACCAUUGUUGCAGCCUUAAGUGGUAUCUCGGGACCGCAAGAUGUGGUUGCAUAUCGAAAAGAUGGCGUCAAAGCUAUUCUCGUUGGCGAAGCUCUGAUGAGAGCAGCUGAUACGGGUACCUUCGUCGCGGAGCUACUGGGCGAAUCGUCCAACGGAGCCGCGAAGGUACCCUCGCAAAAACUGAUCACCAAGAUUUGUGGGACAAGGUCUGUGGAGGGUGCCAAAGCAGCGAUCGAGAACGGGGCCGACUUCGUCGGCAUCAUCAGAGCCACAACGAGGCAUCGUUUCGUUCCGGACGAGACUGCCAUACAGAUCUCACAGGUCGUACACUCGACACCUCGCCCGUCAAUGCGAGAAAUACAGAUCACUGGUACCGACUUCUACGAGCAAGCCUCACAGACCGUCUUGCAUCCGAGACGAGUAAAGUUGGUCGGAGUGUACCUCAAUCAACCACUCGAUCUGAUCCUUAGUGACAUCCAGAAGCUCGAUCUUGAUCUGGUCCAGCUACACGGCCAGGAACCUCUGGAAUGGGCGAGACAAAUUCCUGUCCCAGUCAUCCGCAGAUUCACGCCGACCGAAAUCGAGAUCCGGACUCGUGGCUAUCACGACAUUGCUCUACUCGACGCGGGAGCUGGAGGCUCAGGCCAGCGAGUAAACGUGGCCGAGAUCGUUGCAUUAUUUGAGAAGGAUCCCAACUUGAAGGUGUUCCUGGCUGGAGGCCUGAGUCCCGACAAUGUGCGAGCAGUCCUCGAGGGUCUUCCGGAGAGUGUCAGACGGGGCAUCGUGGGCGUUGAUGUCUCAAGUGGUGUUGAAACUGAUGGAAAGCAGGUUGUCGCCAAGAUAGAAGCGUUCCUCAGGGAAGUGAUAUGA
Molecule: messenger RNA, 2280 nt
Organism: Cyphellophora attinorum
Lineage: Eukaryota; Fungi; Ascomycota; Eurotiomycetes; Chaetothyriales; Cyphellophoraceae
Product: Multifunctional tryptophan biosynthesis protein
Exons: 1
Coding region: 1-2280 (759 amino acids)
Biological process (GO): L-tryptophan biosynthetic process
Cellular component (GO): cytosol
Molecular function (GO): indole-3-glycerol-phosphate synthase activity; anthranilate synthase activity; phosphoribosylanthranilate isomerase activity
Source: RefSeq, a predicted model, not a curated record